Encephalitozoon intestinalis ATCC 50506 is the source of this 603-nucleotide messenger RNA. RefSeq lists its product as uncharacterized. Lineage: Eukaryota; Fungi; Microsporidia; Unikaryonidae. The record is from RefSeq and is a predicted model, not a curated record. The coding region runs from base 1 to 603 and encodes 200 amino acids. The transcript has a single exon.
AUGAGUAGCUAUUUGGAAAAGGUAGAAAAGAUAAUAGGAGACUUUGAAGGUGAGGACAAGGAGAUGCUUAUUAAGUACUACAUUGAGAAAUCCAAAAGCAUUCUUCUGGAUGAAAGAGAGGUCAAACGAUCUAAGUUUGAUCUUUUAAGCGAUUUAUGUGCUGUAGGUGGGGAAGGAACCGAUAAUAUAAUGAAUGAUGUUCUAGACCAUAAGAUACUCCAAAUAAGAGCCUUGAUACUCGACUUGGUGGAUGACGACUAUACAAGCGACCGUAAGGUUAUCGGAAGACCCGAAAAAUGGAUUAAACAAAUAACAAGAGAUGCAGAAGAAACAUUUAAUUUCGAUGAUGAAUUUGGAAAAGAGGUGUUUUCCAUUUACAACAGAAAAUUGCUUUCUGAGUUCUGUAAAAUUUUCAUCUCAGAAAACCGCAAGUUUGGAGCAAGCGGAAACCAGUUGUUGCUUAACUUUUGCUAUUAUGAAAGAUUUGUGAGAAGUAAAAUGGAGUUUAACUUCCAAGGGUUUUUCAACAAGAUAACUUCUUUUUUUAAAGGCCAUUGUUACAAGUCCAAGGAAGAGUUAGAGAGGAUUCUCGAUAAAAGGUAA